GAGUCAUCUUUCGCCAUUUCGGACCAUUGAUGACUCUGAAAGUGAAAGUGAUGCAGAGUCAAUUGAAGGUGAGGAAAAAAUCAGGAAGCUUUCACAGGACGAGGUUAACAUUCGUGAUGAAUAA
Paraglomus occultum is the source of this 124-nucleotide messenger RNA. NCBI's taxonomy places the organism in Eukaryota, Fungi, Glomeromycota, Glomeromycetes, Paraglomerales, Paraglomeraceae. The record is from the annotation of a GenBank genome assembly.